This is a messenger RNA of Microthlaspi erraticum, 1083 nucleotides long. The record is from the annotation of a GenBank genome assembly. NCBI's taxonomy places the organism in Eukaryota, Viridiplantae, Streptophyta, Magnoliopsida, Brassicales, Brassicaceae.
AUGAAUUCGACGCUAAUGCUACGUCGUUUCAUCUGCUUCAACGCCUCCGCAUCUCUUUCUUCUGUAGCUUCGUCUCCGAAGAAGAAGCCUCUCAUCUUCCUCGGCUCUCCUCAGGUUUCCGUGACUGUCCUUGAAGCUCUUUUCGAUGCAUCGUCUGCUCCCAACUCUUCCUUCGAGGUUGCAGGCAUUGUGACACAGCCACCGUCAAGGAGAGACAGAGGAAGAAAAGUGUUGCCGUCUCCGGUAGCGCAAUACGCUCUCGAAAAAGGCUUACCUUCUGAUCUCAUAUUCUCUCCUGAGAAAGCAGGAGAUGAAGCAUUCUUAUCCAGUUUAAGAGAUUUGGAACCUGAGCUUUGUGUUACAGCAGCUUAUGGGAAUAUUUUGCCUACCAAGUUCCUUAACAUCCCAGUACAUGGAACUGUGAACAUACACCCAAGUUUGUUGCCACUUUACCGUGGUGCUGCUCCGGCUCAAAGAGCAUUACAGGAUGGUGUCCAAGAAACAGGAGUAUCAUUAGCAUUUACGGUGCGAAAGUUAGAUGCAGGGCCAGUGAUUGCCACUGAGAAGUUCCAAGUUGAUGAUCAUAUUAAGGCACCAGAACUACUCUCCUUCUUAUUUUGUGAAGGGUCUAAGCUUCUUAUCCGUGAACUUCCCUCAAUAUUUGAUGGAUCAGCAAAAUCAAAUUCAGUUCCACAAGAUGAUUCUAAAGCUACCUUAGCUCCAAAGAUAUCUCCAGAUGAGGCCUGGCUCUCUUUUGACCAGGAAGCUAUAGUUCUACAUAACAAGGUUCGUGCGUUUGCAGGAUGGCCAGGAACGCGAGCUAAAGUUGUAGUCCUCGACGCUGACAAGAGCGGUCAGCAAAACGUGCUGGAGCUUAAAAUCAUCACCACUCAAAUAUGCCAAAAUACAGAGACCUUGAACGGUGAACAAGAUUAUGUAACUUUCGAGAAAGGCUCGCUUGUUUUUCCCUGUGGAGGAGGCACAGCUUUGAAGGUACUUGAAGUCCAACUUCCUGGUAAGAAAGUGAUUGACGCAGCCGCUUUUUGGAAUGGCUUAAGAGGUCAAAAGCUAAAGAAGCUAUAA